AUGCCUUCUUCACUUCUCUUGUCCCAGAAAAUCAUUGGGGCCUUCUUCCUCUCUAUUGUUAUCUUUCCCCACAUCGUCAAGGCCAAUACCAUCAAUAAUCUCACUCCUCCCUCUUCUACGUCUCUUUCUCCAACCUUUAUCCAUGACACAUACAACAACCAAAGACGACAUCUUCUCGGUAGCUUGAUCUCUCUUCUUCCCAGUGAUGGUAGUCAACAGCAACUACCAGAGCCACUCACGGCACCUCAAUCUUCCUCCGGGUCUGAGCUACCGGCUUCGUCACUUGCUGCUGCCUCACCAUCUCCAUCUCCUACAACUUCCAGUUUAAUCGAUGGGAUUCUAGUUCCACCGUUCUUUGGUCAUGAUAAUAGUCCUGAUAGUGAAGAUGACCCGAGCACCAGUUCUACUAUUCCCAUCUCUACCUCCGCUGUUGCGGAUACUCCUUCCACUACCGCCAUAGAGAAACCUUCAUCCUCCUUGUCUCCUGGCAAACACAUUCCUGUGGAUGCUGAGUCUUCUGGAACACUUAACUAUGAUCACAGUAAUAUCGAAUCAUCACCUCCAGAUGAGGGCCCCGCGACGACUGGGAAUACUACGGUUUCUAAUGUGGAUGCUUCUGCAGACGAUCAAUCACAGCAAAUAAAAGUAGCUUUGUCUUCAGGAUUGAUUGUAUUCGUGAUCAUUGUCGCGAUUGGAGUCAUUUUAGCCGUAGCCUUUAGCUGCUACAGGAUCCAGCAAUCCCGUUGUCUCCGCCAUCAAAGCUGGGGAGAAGAUUUCCUCAAGGAUCAUGCUGGCAGCGUUGGUUACUCAGAAAGCGCCGGAUAUGGCAUGUACAUCAGCAGCAAUGGCAAUAAGGGAAAGUCCAAUUUCUGGAGAAAGACCCUGGGGAUGCUUCGUCGCAGUUAA
Lobosporangium transversale is the source of this 906-nucleotide messenger RNA. RefSeq lists its product as hypothetical. The transcript has a single exon. Lineage: Eukaryota; Fungi; Mortierellomycota; Mortierellomycetes; Mortierellales; Mortierellaceae. The coding region runs from base 1 to 906 and encodes 301 amino acids. The record is from RefSeq and is a predicted model, not a curated record.